UCUGGCAGCACUGUCAGCCGUGGAAUAAUCAUAUACAAUUAUUAUGUACAAUUGAGACACAAAAACAAAAGAUAAGCUUUCGUACAACCCAAAAUCCGAGAUGUCGAGGGCGGCGGGACCUUCCUUGCGCCUGGGCCAGCAGGACCUGAAGUGCCGCAUGGGAUGCGGAUUCUACGGGACACCCCAGAACCACGGACUUUGUUCGAUGUGUCAACGGAAAUUGAAGCAAAGGGCCGGUGAAACGGGUCCCGGAUCCUCCACAUCCUCACAGACCGCGGGUGGAACCCAUGAGCGGAAAUCCCCACAACAUGGACAUGGUCAUGGACACCAGGUCAAGAAACCGGAUAACCAGGAUAACUCAUCCGGCACCCUACAAAAGAAGAAGUUCACCGCGGUUUUGCAGAAAACCCUUCAAGCUGGAGCCCAAAAAAUCACCCAACAGCGUGGUCAUGUGCCCGAUCCCACGGAGGGCCAGUUCCUGCUGCAACUGCGCCAACUCCGCAUUCCCGAUGACGGCAAACGCAAACUUAAGCUGGAAAUCCAACGUUUGGACGGCGAUAUACGAAAGUAUAUGAACGGAAGUGGUGGCAAAAAUAUCAAUGAACUUUCGGAUUUAGUGCAAAAUGCCUACACCAAGGUCUCAGACAUCGUGCACAACGAUCCCAGCUUUGAGAUAGCCACCAACGAGGAUCGCGACAGUGCCAUUGACUUCUUCGAGAAGGUGGUGAUGACGCAGAACCACAAAUUUCUCUUUAGUCCCUACUUCACGACGGAUGAGGACAGCGAUGUGAAGGUUCAGAAGCGCAUACGCCAGCUGAGCUGGAUUACGGCCAAGCAUCUGGACUGCAGCAUCGACGAGGUCAACUCGGAGGCCAGGGAUUUGGUUUACAAUGCCAUAUCCGAGCUGGUGGGCAUCGAUUCGUACUACUCGCCUCAGGAGAAGCUGCAGUGCACGUGGCGCUGCUGCCGGCACAUCUUCGAGCUACUGAAACGGGCAACUGGCGGACCGGCCAGUGCGGAUGACUUCCUGCCCGCCCUCAUAUUCGUCGUCCUGAAGGCCAAUCCUGUGCGCCUGCACAGCAACAUCAACUUCGUGACGCGCUUCACAAAUGCGCAGCGCGUGAUGAGCGGUGAGAGCGGCUACUACUUCACCAAUCUCUGCUCGGCCAUUGCCUUCAUCGAGAAUCUGAAUGGCGAGAGUCUGGGCAUCAGUAGCGAGGAGUUCGACGCCCUCAUGUCCGGACAGCAGCCCUACAGUUCGCCCUGGGAAAGUGCCCUGUUGGCCUGCGAAAGUCUUCAUUUGAUUUCCGAGAACAUGAAGCGAAUGGAGAUGUUGCAGAAGAGAAACGCGUUGAUAAGCUCCGGCAUCGCUUCGUUCGAAAAGGAGCUUAUUGAUUUCCAGAGAGAGGUGACCGAACGAGUGGACACCGUGCUGGCCAAGGCGCCACUCAACCUGCUGCCCAUCAAAACACCCCCUUUCCUGAUCGGCCAGGCAAGAGCUCACCUCCAGAACGAAAACGAAGCUGGUCAUUAUCAGGCGAAUAUGCUGAGUGGCAGCGGUGGCACAUUGACCUCCCAAUCGCUGUCUGCAGUGAGUGGCUUGACGAAGCCCCCAGCAGCUACGGAGGAUUCGGGAUUAGCAUUCAAGGACACCAGUAUGGGCUCGAUGGGUCGUCUGUCGCCACUGCAGCAGAAUCUUCAGCCAGCCGACAACCUAUUCGCCUCGCCACUCUUCAGUUACACCGCCUUCGAUGCCGUGUCCCUGCUGGAGGAGCAGGAGCCCUCAUCCGAGGGAAACACCGAUGUGCUCAUGCUGGGCUCCGAGUUUCACGGAGGACUGACCAACAUAAACUAUGACUUUGAUUUGUCGGACCAGAGUGGUGAGAACAGCACUGCGGAUGAGUCCAAACUGAACCUUGACGAGUUCGAUCCCUUGGCGCAAGCGGGCUCAGUUACCCAGCCACCUGCCCUUCGGCCGGAGGCCAGUCUGCUGGACAGCACCACGGAUAGCCUGAUAGACAGUGAAGUUCCCGGCACAGCUGUCCUGCUGCCAUCUCCGUUAAAGCCCGAGGUGGCCAACUACCGUGGCUUCUCGAAUUUCGAUAUUCCCAGCAUCUCCUGCAACACGGGGGACUUUAGUUCACUCGGUCAGGAGAGCAGCGAGGCACCUAAAUAGCUCCUAAAUAGCUCUUUCCCCCGCACUUACACGAAUGUAAAUAGAGAUAAGUAAUAUAUUGUAGUUAGCCCAUCGCUUAAACUCAGAAGUGUGCACAUAUUUAUUUGUACAAUAUUUAACUAGCUUUACAGAAAGGACGUUUAAUAAAUGCAAUCAAAAAUCA
Drosophila elegans is the source of this 2339-nucleotide messenger RNA. RefSeq names its product rab5 GDP/GTP exchange factor (gene Rabex-5). The coding region runs from base 101 to 2176 and encodes 691 amino acids. Gene Ontology annotation, molecular function: guanyl-nucleotide exchange factor activity; zinc ion binding; DNA binding. Lineage: Eukaryota; Metazoa; Arthropoda; Insecta; Diptera; Drosophilidae. Gene Ontology annotation, cellular component: endocytic vesicle; cytosol. The record is from RefSeq and is a predicted model, not a curated record. Gene Ontology annotation, biological process: vesicle-mediated transport. The transcript has 4 exons.